Messenger RNA from Trichogramma pretiosum, 2101 nucleotides. Its product is annotated as glutamic acid-rich protein-like. The transcript has 5 exons. The record is from RefSeq and is a predicted model, not a curated record. Gene Ontology annotation, molecular function: RNA binding. NCBI's taxonomy places the organism in Eukaryota, Metazoa, Arthropoda, Insecta, Hymenoptera, Trichogrammatidae. The coding region runs from base 124 to 1833 and encodes 569 amino acids.
CCCACAUAACCCCCUCGCAUUCUAGCAUUCUUUACUAGCAUUCUAGCCGGUAACCGCAGCAGAAGCCUUCUAAAUUUUUCGAGUAUUUCGACCACGUGAAUCUCAAGUUCAAACAUUUCCAAAAUGGCAAAAAUCUCAAAAAAAAGAACCAUGUCCGAGGUCAAGUCCGAGGAAAAGAAAGUAGAAAUGAAAAAAACUCCAGUUGACGAAGGUUCACCUGUUAAAAAGCAAAAGCUCCAAAAGCAGGCCGAAACUAAAGUUGAACAAGUUAACAAAAAACAAAAAAAAAACAAAAACAAACCCAAUGCUUCUACUGGUAAUGGUGAAGCUAAGGCUCCAUUGAUGCAGAAGAAGAAUCAAACUGCCGAAGCAGUAAAAAAAGUUGAUGCUCCUAAAGUUGAAACUCCCAAAGCCGAAAACACACCAGCUCCAAAGAAAACUACUGAAAAUGGCUCUGCUGAAAAUGUUCAAAACAAGUCUCCAAAGAAAAAGAAUAAGAACAAGAAUAAGAAGAAGCCUGCUUUAAGCAAUGCAACAACUGAUACUGCUGAUGCUUCCAUGACUGAAGAAGAAAAACCAGCUGCUAAACAAAACAACAAAAAAGAUGCAGUAAAUGCUAAAAAAUCCGAGCAGGAUAAACCUGCCGCUAAGCAAAACAACAAAAAAGAUGUAAAAAAUAAUAAAAAAUCUGGACAGGAAAAACCAGCUGCCAACCAAGACAAAAAGAAAGAUGCUAAAAUUGCCAAAUUGAAGGAAAAGAAGGAAGAAAAAAUCCAAGCUCUCAAAGAAAACAUCAAACAAGAGGGAGGCAAAAAUAAGGUUGAGAAAAUGUCACUAGAAGAAAUGAAACAAAAAAUUGCUGAAAUUGAAAGUCGUGAAACUAUAUCUAAAACAGCAGUAAGAAAAUUGAGAGUGCUGAAAAAGAAAGUAGGAAUCAUGGAAGGAACUGCAAAUGAAUCUGUUAGUGAAGAAACACCAAUGGAAACUGAGAGCACUGACAAGCCAGUUGAAAAAACAAAAUUGGUCAAAGCCGUUGAAAAAAAAGAAGUGGUUCCAAAAAAAGUCGCUCAAUCACCAGAAAAAAAAUUAAGUAAGAAACAACAAAAACAACAGAAAAAAAAUCAGAAAGAAGACCAAGCUAAGCCCAGUUUUACUGAAGACAAAGAAGGUGAUAUGUCCAACUUGGCGCUAGAUGAAUCUGAAGAAGAUUCUGAUGAAGAAGAAGCAAAUGUAAGCAAUGGUGCUUCAAACAGUGAUGAAAAUGAAGAAAGUAAGGUUGAGGAAGAAGAGGACGAUGAAGAUGACGAAGAAGAAGAGGAGGAGGAAGAAGAAGAAGAAGACAAAGAUGAAGAAGAUGAAAAGAUUGAGGAGCCUGUGAAGAAACCUGUUGAAAAAGAAAACAAAAAGGAAAAGAAUAAGAAAGGAGAUGAAGCUCAAGGCAAAAAAACCAGAUUUGUUUUGUUUGUUGGAAACAUAAGUUAUGAGACGACUACUAAUGAUUUAAAAAAUCAUUUCUUGACUAAAUGCGAAGCAAUCAAGCAUGUUAGAAUUCCUCUAGCACCAGAAAAAAAUACUCCCAGAGGAUUUGCCUAUGUUGAAUUUGAUAAUGCUUCAGACUAUGAGAGAGCAUUGUCCAUGCAUGAAACAUUCUUAAAUGGAAGACAAAUCCGUGUUCAAUACACAAAAGGAGGCUCUAAGAAUGCGGGUAGAAAUUCAGAAAUUCAAGCUAAAAAUAAAAAACUUCAUUCUAUGCGUAAGGCGGGUGCUUUGCAAGGAAGUCAGAAAGAUACCCAAAAACGUAGUUUCCGAAGAAAUAAGGCCCAAAACCAAUAAGUUUAAGUUGACGCAAUGAUUAUUAGCAAUGGAAUUUUUGUCUCAACUUUUUUUAUUUUUUCUACACACACUUUUUUAUUAUAAUAAUAAGUGUUAAUUUUUAUAGCUGCACUAUAUCUGUGUCAAUUUUUUGGCAUUCCUAAGUAUGUACAUAAUAAAAUGUAGAACCAUUUUUCAAUCUUACGAACUUCAACAAAAAUGAUCAUUUAAAUAUAAUAUUUGACAUGUAUAUUAGUUACAUGUAAUAAAAAAUUACUUAUGAAAAUAA